UUUUAUACUUUUAUUAUGGUUUUAUGACUCAGAAUCAUCAUAUUCGUCGUCUCGUCGUGACGUGCGUCAUAUUUCGUGCAAAGUGGUCCCCGGUCAAGAUUUUCUUGAAGACGACGACAGCACUGGAAAUCAAGCACUGAAUCACCAUAUAGCGUGCAAAUUCGACUUUCAACAAUCGCAUCCUCCACCAAGCCUCCCUCGGAACAGAGAGAGAUAAUCCCAGCGACCGAUGGCCACCGACUUUAGUUGCAUACCCAUUAUUGAUAUUAGCUCCCUUUUAGCCAAGUCCGAUGACCCAAAAAUGGCUGAGGACCCUGCAGUCUCGGAGGUUGUUCGACAAUUGGAUCAGGCUUGUAGAGAGGCUGGGUUCUUCUACGUGAAAGGCCAUGGUAUUCCUGCUACUCUUCUCAAAGAGGUUAAAGAUGUAACUCGCAGAUUUUUUCAACUUCCAUUUGAAGAAAAGAUGAAGAUUAAAAUGACCGCGGCUACUGGUUACAGAGGAUAUCAGAGGAUCGGAGAAAACAUAACUAAAGGUGUACCUGACAUGCAUGAAGCUAUAGAUUGUUAUAGGGAAGUGACGGAGGGCAUGUACGGAAAGCUUGGUGAAUCCAUGAAAGGAUGCAACCAGUGGCCACAAAGUCCUCCAAACUUCCAAGUUCUAAUGGAGGAGUAUAUUAGUCUCUGCACAGAGCUCGCAAGAAAAAUUAUGAGGGGAAUUGCUUUAGCAUUAGGUGGGUCACCAGAUGAAUUUGAAGGUCAAAGAGCCGGGGAUCCAUUUUGGGUUAUGAGACUUAUUGGUUACCCAGGUGUGUCUCCCGCAAAUGGAAAAGCUGAUCUCGAAAAUGACAUUGGAUGUGGAGCUCACACUGAUUAUGGUUUAUUAACAUUGCUUAAUCAGGAUGACGAUAUAAACGCACUUCAGGUGAAGAACUUGUCCGGGGAAUGGAUAUCAGCACCUUCGGUUCCUGGAUCAUUUGUGUGCAACAUCGGUGACAUGCUAAAGAUAUACUCCAAUGGUUUGUACGAGUCAACUCUGCAUCGGGUGAUAAACAACUCGGAAAGAUACAGAGUCAGCGUAGUAUAUUUUUACGAGACAAACUUCAAUACGGCAGUGGAGCCUUUGGAUACAUUUAAAACGAGGGCGAAUGGUCCCAACAAGUUCAGAAGAGCCGUGUAUGGCGAGCAUCUAGUUAGCAAGGUCACCACCAACUUCGUUGAUAUCUAGAUCUAGUUAUUGAACAGUUUAUUCACAACUACUGCAAACCUUGGAAAUGGCUCGUGUUCCUUAUCCAUGAACUUCGUUCUCAACAUUCACGCUCGCGUACUAGCAAUUAGUAGUUUGCAAUAGUUAGCCAACCCAAACAACAAAUGAAAUUGUAAAGACGAAUAAACCAGAUUGCUCGGGCAUCUCUGCAUGCCGAAGAUUCAGCCCAACAUUUUCAUAUCCAUCUAAUAUGGCGUUGUUUGAAUACAUAAAAUUAAGUAGUUUUCUCCUGUCAUUAUAUCUAUAA
This is a messenger RNA of Prosopis cineraria, 1511 nucleotides long. RefSeq names its product probable 2-oxoglutarate-dependent dioxygenase At3g50210. Gene Ontology annotation, molecular function: dioxygenase activity. The transcript has 12 exons. NCBI's taxonomy places the organism in Eukaryota, Viridiplantae, Streptophyta, Magnoliopsida, Fabales, Fabaceae. The record is from RefSeq and is a predicted model, not a curated record. Bases 230 to 1225 code for a protein of 331 amino acids.